Messenger RNA from Colletotrichum truncatum, 1929 nucleotides. RefSeq names its product rsc complex subunit rsc9. The record is from RefSeq and is a predicted model, not a curated record. Gene Ontology annotation, molecular function: DNA binding. Gene Ontology annotation, cellular component: RSC-type complex. Gene Ontology annotation, biological process: regulation of DNA-templated transcription. Lineage: Eukaryota; Fungi; Ascomycota; Sordariomycetes; Glomerellales; Glomerellaceae.
AUGCUUGGUCGUAUGUUAACUUUUUCAGUUGGGUUUGAGGGUCCAAACAUCUAUAUUCGCUGUCUCAUGGCCUUGCGCUCCAACAUCUUUGAAGAGCAGCAGUUUGCUCUGUACCACUUAGUCAAGAUAUCUUAUGAACGCCACGAUAAGUUCAAGUUCGAGGGAUUCCCUGGACUUAGUGAAGGCCUGGUUGAAAAGGUAUUGGAAGUCGGCAGCUACUUUUACGAUAUCAAGUGGAAGAUAUCUUGGAUCUCCCACGUGGCUGCUGAUAAUAUUGACACGCUCGACGGCAACGAAGGCACUGACGAUAUCCUGGAGCGCAUCGACGGCCUUCAGACCAAGCAUAUUAACGAACUGAUCGUUCCAGCGGAUCUUGCUGAUAAGAUGGUCCUUAUCAAUGAAGCUGCCUUGACGCUGAGAAACAUGUCUCUGCUCCGGGAGAACGCUGCACACCUGGCCGACUUCUUGCCAAUCAAGGACCUGAUCUGUAUCGUUCUGAGCCUCCCCAAACAUGAGUGGGUGGUUGAGUUGAAGCAUGCGAUGCUCGACAUUGCCGAGUCUCUUACUCCCUACAUGGAGAUUGACUCUCGCGACCCGUUGUACAAGGUCCUAAUGUGGCAGUUACGAGACUCUGAUGAUCGUGGCGUUAUCCUUACAUCUCUCCGCGCCCUGGGACGUAUUUCGAUGAACCUCGAGGCUACCAACAAGUUGGAUAAGGUCCCCUCUGCAGUUCUGGUUAAGAUUAGCGAACUGAUGCUGCUUAACGACGACGAGCUCAUGGACGCGUGUCUUGACUUCCUUUACCAGUACACUGCAGUGGUCAGCAAUGUCGAUAAUCUCGUCAAGUCGCUCAACUGCGAGCACUUGGUACAACACCUGACCCGUCUUCUCUCUCAUAAUGCCAGACGUUACCAACAUGAGACAUCCUUGCGGCCCACGGCCAAGACGCCUCAGUCGGAUGACCCCGCUGCCAUGCCUGAAGACCUGCUACAAGACCUCCUCAAGCUGGAGGAGCCUGAGCGAUGCAAUCAGUGGGUCAAGUGUUUCUUCGAAGAGGACAAGGACUCGUUCGUGACACAGAUCGCAGCUUGGCAGGCUUACCAGAAUGCUUUCAAGGUCGCCCUCCAGAAGGCAGGCCAGCCGCUCAUUACCCCCGCGGAUUUCAUAAGAAACAGCUGCUCUGUGUAUAAGGGAUCCAAGGCCGAGGUUUGGCAUGGCUCGGGCGCUCCAGGUGAGAUGCAACAAAAGUUUAUUAUACAUGGCAUCCGCUGCAGGGCCCAGCCCGUAGGCCUUGACGGCAAAGUCUUCCUUCGCUGUCUCUGGGACGCGGCGUCCGGUCGACCUAACGAAAAGUGUGGGCACUUCUUCGGAACGAAGCAGACUAUGUGGAACCACGUUGUCUCCGCCCACCUCAAGUGGACUCGUAAUGAAGCAGGUACAUUCGACAACAGCGAGGAGGAGCUCAGGUGCCAAUGGGCCGACUGCACCAAGUACCCGAAGCCGACUAAGAUAAAGCGUGCCGAGAUCAGCCAUCACCUUCAGACUCACUGCUGCCAGAUCUUCAAUGGUAUCGCUAUCAAUCAGAACAAGGCUGCUCCGGGAUCUCGGCCCGGCGACACCAUGGUCUUCCAGUACGAAGAGACACCCGCUAUCCACGACGAGCAAAACCCUGCUGCUGGUCCUCAGGCUGCCGGAAUUCCUCUUAGCGCGGUGCUUAUCCUCCGCAACAUCGCCCGCAACGUAGUCAAGACGCCUGCUCAGGAAGACCUUCUCAAACUGCACGAGCUUGGAGGCGAGGCCGGCGGUUGGAAUGAGCGUCUCUUCCGGACUCUUCUCCCCCGCCUGUACGAAAUCAUGAGCGAGAAUAAGAUUCUGGCGCCCUACAUCGUGUCCCUAAUUCGCCUAGCCGAGUCAGAGAGAGACUUGUAG